CCAAACCCCGUAUCGACGAGAAUCACCGCGGCAUGGCUUACGGAGGCAACGACUACGAUAGAGGUCACCCCCACCCCCGACCUAUGCAAGAUCCCUUCAGAGACAGAGGGAAUGAGGACUUAGAGAAAUUCCAAAAACAGAAGCAGGACAUGGAGCAAGACAUUCAGAGAAUGAAAGAGCGACAGAUGAAAGAGAAAAUGGAGAGAGAAGAUGAGAAAAAGAAGGUAAAGUACCCUUUGGUUUUUGGGUUUCUUGUUCUCAUUACUUUGUCUUUUUCUGACGUUUUUAACAGUGGUGGUGAAGGUAGCGAUGACGGUGAGGGUGACGGUGACGGUGACGGAAGUGGUGGCAAUUGUUUGGUCUGUUUGGUCAAUUACUUUGUCUUUUUCUGA
Messenger RNA from Aplysia californica (California sea hare), 392 nucleotides. RefSeq lists its product as uncharacterized. The transcript has 2 exons. The coding region runs from base 33 to 392 and encodes 119 amino acids. Lineage: Eukaryota; Metazoa; Mollusca; Gastropoda; Aplysiida; Aplysiidae. The record is from RefSeq and is a predicted model, not a curated record.